Carcharodon carcharias (great white shark) is the source of this 1845-nucleotide messenger RNA. RefSeq names its product perforin-1-like. The record is from RefSeq and is a predicted model, not a curated record. Lineage: Eukaryota; Metazoa; Chordata; Chondrichthyes; Lamniformes; Lamnidae. Bases 1 to 1845 code for a protein of 614 amino acids. The transcript is spliced from 4 exons.
AUGGUUCGUAUCUUAGCAACGAGCGGAUCAGAGCCAACGCUGUUGGAGGGUUGGGCAGCCGGCCUCGGUGUGAGACACCAGCUCCGGACUCAGGUCUCCACGCCCUUCGGCAAGCACACUUGGACGGAGAUCUCUCCUACUUUGAUGACGGGAGCUGCUACCGAUGCCAUGAUGCCAAAUAGACGUCCAGCUAUCCUCCUCCUCCUCCUCUGCCUGUGCUUUCGGGAUUCCCUCUGUGACUGCAACACAGGCAAUGCCAAUGAGUGCCAGGGCACCAGCUUUGUACCAGGGGCCAGGCUGGCGGGGGAGGGCUACGACGUGGUGACUCUACAGACCAAAGGGGCCUUCGUGAUCGAUGUCAACAGCAGGUGCAACCCAGAUGGCACCUGCACCCUCUGCAGCAACUGGCUGAUGUCCGAUGCCCGGCAGCGCCUGCCCCUCUCACUGGUGGACUGGCGGGUCCGUCCGUCCUGCAAGCGCUUGCUGUCCAGCCGUCUCUUCCGCUCCGCCGCCGAGCUGGGCAUCUCGGCCUCGUCGAAGAUCUCCAACGACUGGAAGGCCGACCUCCAGGUAACCCCCAAGCCGGGCGUCACCGCCAACUUCGUGGUGGCCGGCUCCAAGUCCAAGCUGACGACUUUCGGCACCACAAGGUCCAAAUCAGACAAGUACAGCUUCACCAGCCACGAGUUCCACUGCCAAUACUACCAGUACUGGGUGAAGGACCAGCCCCUCUUGGCUGCCCAGUUUGCGCAAUCCCUGGCGAUUCUGCCCAACGCCUCACACGAGGGCACCAGGUACCACUACAGGAAGCUGGUGGCCACCUACGGCACCCAUUACAUCAAGUCGGUGGCGCUGGGCGGUCUCUUCAAGGACUUGACGGCUAUUCGGACCUGUGAGGUGGCGUCCCAGGGCUAUACCUCAGAGGAGGUGAAGGACUGCCUGGGGGUGGAGGCCAGCAUUCAGGUGGGGAUACUGGUCAGAGGCACAGCGAGGUACGAGCGGUGCAAGGAGCUGGCGCGCGCCAUGGGGCACGGAGACAGCUUCCACCAGGCCUUCAGCGACCGGGAGACGGAGGAUGGCACAGCCUUCACCCGCUGGGCAGACAGCCUGACCGCCAGUCCGGGCAUGGUGCGGUACGCCCUGGAGCCCCUCCACCACCUGCUGCCCCGCUCCGACCCGCGCCACGCCAACCUGCAGCACUACAUCAGCGACUACAUCACGGCCAACGCCCUCUCCCGGGAGUGCGACGGGGGCACCCAGUGCCCCUCCGGCUCGCACCGGGACCGGCGGGACCCCUGCUCCUGCCUGUGCCACCAGGACAGCCUGCUGGACCGCCAGUGCUGCCCCAAGGUGAAGGGCAUGGGGCGCCUGUCGGUGACGGUCAAGAGAGGUCGCGACCUCUGGGGGGAUGACAACUCUGCCACCGACGGCUACGUCAUUGUCCAAUAUGGCCAGGUGAGCACCAGGACGCUCGUCGUGUCUCACACCAACAACCCCACCUGGAACACCAAGCUCGACCUGGGCGUGGUCAAGGCAGAGUCCGGACUCAAGUUGACCCUCGAGGUCUGGGACCAGGACUAUGGCUAUGACGACGAUCUCCUGGGUACCUGCAAGAUGACCCUGACCUCCGGUGCCCACGAUGAGGUCUGCUACCUCAGCUAUGGCAGUUUGACCUAUGGUUUUACCUUCACCUGUGCCCCCCACCUCGGGGGGCACACCUGCCAGGGUUACCUGCCCAGCCCCAAUAGGCCCGCCUUCACCCCGUACCUGGGGGCUCCCCAGACCCCCACCGCCCGUGGGCCCCCUGGCUCCAAAGAGCCUCCCCCCUCGGUCGUCUUCCCCUGA